AUGUCGAGGCGCAAACUUGGAAGCCGGCCGCAGCACCUGAGCGUGAUCCAAGCGCUGAGUGAGCCCUCCUAUUUUACCUGCCAGCAGUGUGAGGGAGUGUUCCCAUCCGCGUGGGCCCUCUUGCACCACGCCCAGCACAUACACUCCUUCAGCAUCUACCAGGAGGACCGGGAGGGCGAUGAAGACAAACGGGGAGUAGGACAAGGGGGUCUGGACCAGAAUCAGAGUCAGAAUACUUUAUUCCUCCCCGAGGGGAAAUUGGGUCUGAAACAACACAAACCUGUUGCUGCCACACUGGACCCGCGCCACCUGAGCCAGGCCCUCGCCUCCGCUUUUCAACCCUCCUCCCUGCGCCUCGGUCGCCCCCGUUCGACGCACGCCGCCCGUCCCUCCUCCAGCAACCUGCAGGCUCUCAACUUCUCUGUCCGACUGAGGGAGCUGGCAGAGGGGAGCACUACCACUGCGACCGGCACCGCCGGAGGCCUGGUGCUCACGCCGUCCUCUUCCCCGCCGGCUGCUUCUCCCUUCCCCCAGACAGGCCCCACCCAUGCCGACUUUCCCUGCGAGCUGUGCGGCGAGGGCUUCCAGUCCCUCCGCAGCCUCUCUGCCCACCGCAGGACGCACGCCUGCGAGAGGCCCUACCAUUGCGGUGUGUGCAAUCAGGCGUUCGCCCAGAGCGGCCAGCUGGCCCGUCACAUGAGGACCCACCGCAGGGAGGCCGGAGGCGGCGGUGGAUAUGAGUUGCUGGAGAUGGGCACAGGAGUGAUGGAGGAGGAAGCAGGAAGGGCGGCGAUGGGCGAGAGGUUCGCGCUGCAAUUCACCAGGAUGGUGGGAGAGGCCGUCCCCAGCAGCGGAGGGGAAUUAAGGAUGCAGGGGCCCUCUGAGCUGGACCUGAAUUUGCACAAGCACUUCUCCAUCACCCCAAGCCUAAUGUUGCUGACCCCCCAGGCUCGGCCCCCAGACAGGAGCCUGCUCAGACUGUUGCAGCGGCAGAGAGAGGCAGCCGAGGUCGGGGAAGAGGAGGCGGAGAGACAGGGGGAACCCCAGUGCACCCCUCCUUGCGCCAGCCCCUCGGAGGGCUCGUUAGAGAGCGGGGAGACGGGGGGCAGUGGGGAGAGCGGCAUUGCCAGCGGGAACUGCACCCCGAAACGGCCGGAGAUGGGCGAGAGAGUGCAGGGAGCUGGGGAGUGGGAGAGCGAGAGAGGGGAGAUCACAGAAAGCAGAGAGAGAGAGUGGAACUCACGGACAGCCAGCAAGGUGGUGCAAGAGUGGCAGAGGGAGAAUGAGCGGAGGAGCGUGGGAGGAGGAGGAGGAGGAGGAGGAAACAGCGGAAUAACAACUCACAGUAACAGCCAUGGAGGCUCUGGGGUUAAGAGGAAGAAAGACGAGGCUUGUGAGUUCUGCGGCAAACAGUUCCGAAACAGCAGCAACCUGACCGUGCACCGUCGAAGCCACACGGGGGAGCGCCCGUACCGCUGUGGCCUCUGCAACUACGCCUGCGCCCAGAGCUCCAAGCUGACGCGCCACAUGAAGACCCACGGCACUCGCGGAGCCCGGGCCCCCUUUCUGUGCCAGCUGUGCGGGGUGCCUUUCACAGUCUACGCCACCCUGGAGAAGCACCUGAAGAAGGUUCACGGUCUGAACCACGCUAGUGUAGGCGCCUACGCGCAGGCCAGCACUGUUGACACCAUGGCGGCCCUGAAGGCUGAAGACGAGGCGGCGGCGGCGGCGGCGGUGAAAAUGGAGGAGGAGGAGGAGGCCAGUUCGGACCAGACAGAGAUGGAGAGCAAGGUGGAGGGUGACUCAGUGAAAAGAAUGGACACGGAGGAGGAGCGAAGCCAAGCGGCGUUUAAGGAGCGCGUCGGGAGUCCAGCCGUCACGGCAGAGGGCGUGGGAGGAGCGCUUCCGUCCGACGGUGCCUCCGAGGUGUGCUUGGCCGUACCCACGGCCCCCUAAGACUUGUCCUCACCCUGUGCAGUCUGAUGCUGGCGCUCCACCGUUUAUGGCGCUGCACAGGAGUUAAUUAUCCCUGCCAAUAAAAGGAACUUGCUCCGUAUGUCGACAUACAGUCACGUAUGACUGGUAUCCUGUUUAAAAACCCCAAGAGAAACCGGCUUCACAACCGAAGAGAGCCGCACAAGCUCCCCAGCGCCUCCCCUCCUGUCAGCGUUGAGGUGCACGGCAGCAAGCAGCAAUGUUCAUCAACAGAUGCAAAGCUACUGGUUGAAGCCAAGUUCCUACUUUAGACCACAGAACAAAACUAGAACAUGCCAUUUGAUAAGGGGAUUAACAGAAAUCUUGAACAGGAAAUGAACCACCACCGUCCGCACAAAAACAGGAAACUGAUCACAAUGUUGCGUUGCAGAAUGCAAAAGAUCAAUGGGAAACGAGUGGCACGAUGGGCAGAUGUCACCGACGCGGUUUGAUAUCAAUUGUCAGAUUUGAACAACGGUUUUUUCCCCUCCUCUUAAACCCUACAUUUAAGUAAAGGGUCACUCGCCUCUGCUUUUUCCACGUGACGUGGAAGCCAGUGGCGUCAGCGUGCAGGAGGACGGCCCGGGGGUCUUGCUCUGCUACCAAGCCGUCGGGACUACGGCGCUUCCCAGUCCGGAGGACCAUUUAAAGACUUAAAAUGUUUGAACGGAAACAGGAGUGAGACGAAUCCAAACACUGUCUGCCUGCAGUUUCUCAACCAUCUUUUCUUUUUUCUUUCCUUCUUUUUUUUUUUUUUUUAAAGGCGCUCGCUUGUCACCAUACUUUGUCACUUAAUGUUUACAGGGCCUCGCGAGGUUGAGCUCCUGUUGGUGUGACAAGUGUGUACGUGAUUUUUUUUUUCUUGUUUUUUUUUUUUUUUUGGUUGUAAUUUUAACCGUGUGUGUAAAGAGACUUUUAAGUCUCAUCUACUGAUGUUUUCCACACUUUGUUCUAUGCAUCAAAAAUGGCAAUUUUACAUACGUGAAACGGGUGCGUUACUAUCUUCCUCUUCUCUACGUGAUUAUUGGAUUACUUGUGGUGGUGAUUUCCCCCUCCCGCCCCCCCCUCCCCACCCACCC
Lampris incognitus (smalleye Pacific opah) is the source of this 3053-nucleotide messenger RNA. It is a transcript of the gene znf296, whose product is annotated as zinc finger protein 296. Gene Ontology annotation, molecular function: DNA-binding transcription factor activity; RNA polymerase II cis-regulatory region sequence-specific DNA binding. The transcript is spliced from 2 exons. NCBI's taxonomy places the organism in Eukaryota, Metazoa, Chordata, Actinopteri, Lampriformes, Lampridae. Gene Ontology annotation, cellular component: nucleus. Bases 1 to 1956 code for a protein of 651 amino acids. Gene Ontology annotation, biological process: positive regulation of transcription by RNA polymerase II. The record is from RefSeq and is a predicted model, not a curated record.